AUGCCAUAUCAGAUAAGGUCAGUAACCCCGUGUCAGACGCUGCCGGAGGAUGAGCGAGUGAGGAGCCCGCCGCUGUGCCUGCAGGUGUGUGCUUGCUUGCUGUUGUGGUGCAAGAGGGUAGCCGUUGUAGUACGAGGAGCGAUUGUAGCACUGGUAGUUUGCAGUGGGAGGAGUUGUAGGCGAGGAGGAGGAGGCCAUGGGCGCACACGGGCGGUGCUUUUGGACACUGUGGGCGUGGGACGGGGGCGGCGACGGGGGAGGGAGGGAGGAGACCCGCCCAGCGCCCCGACUCCGCCCCUCGCGCAACUCCCCCCCGAGUCUCAGUCGCCCCGUCCUCCCCACAAGUCUGACCUCUCCCGCGCCUCCGCCCUGCUGCUGGUGGCGCUGGCGCUGGCGGCGUCGUUUCCGAGGGGGGCGGAGGCCAUCCAGCUGCCCAGCAACGGCUCGGCGCUGGAGAAGUGGACAGAGAAGAGUAACAACUGCCGCAGUUAUGACACGUCCGCGGUCUGGCCGGAUGAGGUGUCAGGGCGCAACAGCCUCCUGGUGGGGUUCCUGCCGACGAUCACGGGCGAGCGGAAGGAGCGGCUCGGCCUGAAGGUGAUCGGGGCCUUCGCCUACGCCGUCGACGAGGUCAACAGGAACUACACGCUGCCCGAGGACUACAUGCUCAGGGUCAAGUACUACGACACCCAGGGCGUGGAGACGCGGGGCAGCAGCAGCGUGGUGGACCUCCUGUGUAAUAACGUCUCCGCCAUCUUUGGUCCCGAACACACCUGCUACGUCGAGGGAACGAUCGCCGAGGGGAAAAACCCGCCCAUGAUCUCAUACGGCUGCAAUGAUGAACGAGCCUCGACCUUCCAAACAUUCGCCAGGACAAAUCCUUCUGAAAUAUACAUUAUCAACACGACCAUCGCCACGCUCCGGCACAACAAUUGGUACCACUUCUCUAUCAUCUACACCGAAGACAGCACCACCAUGGUCGAGACGCUGAAGGCAGAGGCGAAGGCGCACGGGAUGACCAUCAACCACGAGAAGCUGUUCAAGAAGGAGGAGUUGCUGUACACUUUUCAGACGACCAAGGGCGGCACGAGGAUCUACGUGUUCAUCGGUCAUCGGUCUCUCGUCAACGAAGUCCUCACCGUGAUGGCGAUGACUGGCCUUUUCCAGGGAGCCAAGAAGGAGUACCUGCUUCUCUUCGUCGACCGGGAGGAGUACGCGAUGUACGACUGGCACAGCUACACUUGGGACAGCCAUUCCAGGACGGUGAUGGAGGGCGGCACCUGCUGGGAGGAGGACCUGAAGAUGUACGACGGCGCCUUCAUGGUGGUGGCCAACCGCUUCCCCGACUCCAGAAAUAUCACCGACAUGGUGCUCAAGUACAACAAAGACCCGCCCUUCUGCCUGGGUUUCCACACGGACCUGCCCAGGACACGGCCCAUCAAGAGCAAACCGCAUGUUCCAUACUUGCCCUCGGCCUACCUGUAUGAUUCAGUGCAGCUUUAUGCUCGAGCUGUGAGGGAGCUGUAUGAGAGGAGGCAGAACCUCAGCAUCACUGUGGCAGACAUUGCCAGCAAUGGAACCAUGAUCAAGAACCACCUGGGAACUACAAUGAGAUGAUGGUUAUUUCUACAUACUUUUCCAGGUGUUCUGGGUUUCAACAUGACGAUGAACAUGAAUGCAUCAAGUGAAGGCAAAUACAGUGUGUAUUACUUUUCACAGUGUCCUGAUUCUAGCAAUGAUACCUACAACUGUUCCAAGUGUUUGCACAUAAUAAGUGAUUAUUAUGGAGGGAAUUACUCUCUCAUGGAAUCUGCCCUCAAAGUGGAUAUAAUAGACAAACCCACCUGUGGUUAUAAUGGCACUUUGUGUGACAUAGAAAAGACUAAGUACAAGACAAUAGCAUUUUGGCUAAUGAGCGCCCUUCUCAUCUUGUUUACAUUCGUGUCAACUAUAUCAUACCGAAACUGGAAGUAUGAGCAGGAGAUUGUGGGUCUGCAGUGGCGCAUCAACGCAGCUGAACUGACAUUGGGUAACCACGCCUCUGUUGGAAGUAGGCAAAGUCUAGUGAGUGCUGCCUCGUACGAUUUCCAUGACAAGUGGUACCACAACUGGGCAAACUACAAGGGCACGGUGGUAUGUCUCAAGGCCAUCACCAUGAACCAAAGGAGACUGGAGCUCACACGCGCUACCAUGAUUGAAAUGAGAAAUAUGCGUGAAAUGAAGCAGUAUAAUGUGUGUGAAUUCAUUGGAGCCUUUGUGCAACCAAACGGGGUAACGCUUGUGACAGAAUACUGCACGAGAGGCUCCUUACUCGAUAUUCUUGCCAUGGAAGACAUACAGCUCAAUAGCCUCUUCAUAUCAUCCCUCGUCCAUGAUUUAUUAAGGGGCAUGCUUUUUCUUCAUUCCAAUUUUGGCCCACAUGGCAACCUCAAGUCCUCCAACUGUGUCGUCAACGGGCGAUGGGUGCUCCAAGUUACAGACUAUGGCUUGCAUGACCUGCGGAAGGAGGCACUGCACAAUCUGGAGAAAGAUGACAAAGGACAGUUUGAUAGACACAUGCUUUGGAGAGCUCCAGAACUGCUCCGAGCUGGAAUAGAAGCUUCAGGAACCAAAGAAGGAGAUGUCUACUCAUUUGCCAUUAUCCUCCAUGAAAUGAUUGGUCGACAGGGUCCAUAUGACACUUAUGAUAUAAACACAGAUGACCCUUCAGUGAUCAUCCAGAAGUUAAAGGACGGAUCAACCCUAACAGGUAAUGUAUAUCGUCCAUCCCUCCUAAACCUGCUGGACAUGCCCUUUGGGUCUGACCAGGAUGUGAGGAGCACUAUGCAGGCGGCCUGGAAAGAGAACCCAACUGAGAGGCCAAACUUCCGCACAAUCAAAAUCAAAUUGAAAGACAUGAAGGACAAAAGUCGCAAGGGUAACAUAAUGGAUCACAUGUUGCACAUGUUAGAGCAAUAUAGCAAGAACCUUGAGGAAUUAGUAACAAAUCGAACACAAGCUCUGAGGGAAGAGCAGAGCAAGACAAAAGACUUGUUGCAUCGCAUGUUACCAUCAUCUGUCGCAGCAAGCUUAACUCAAGGGAUAGAUGUAGAACCUCAAGGCUUUGAUGCCGUUACAAUAUAUUUUAGUGACAUUGUAGGGUUCACUUCUUUGUCUGCUGAGAGUACCCCAUACCAGGUGGUGAGUUUCUUGAAUGACUUGUAUACGCUUUUCGACAACAUCAUCAAAGGCUACGAUGUAUACAAAGUGGAAACUAUUGGUGAUGCGUAUAUGGUCGUCUCAGGCCUUCCAAAGCCAAACAUGGGGAGACAUGCUGGGGAAGUAGCAUCUAUGGCCCUUGAGCUGUUGAAUGAGGUAAAAACCAAGUUCACUAUUCGACACCGGCCUGAAACCACCCUCAAGCUGCGGAUAGGCCUGCACACGGGCCCUGUGAUAGCGGGUGUGGUUGGGGUUACCAUGCCCAGAUACUGUCUCUUUGGCGACACUGUGAACACUGCUUCCCGAAUGGAAAGCAAUGGAGAGCCCCUGCGGAUACACAUCUCAGAACAGUGCUAUAAGGCCCUGGAAGCGCUCGGUGGAUAUGAGAUGGAGGAACGCGGACUAGUCACAAUGAAGGGGAAAGGAGAAGUCCUCACCUAUUGGCUUCUGAGAGCUAAUUACAAAGCCAUCCAGCGUAAUGCAAACAAUGCAGAGCAGUUACCACCACUUCUCUUCCAGCCUGGUGAAUAUGAUCAGGCUGAGCUGAGACGACGCAGUCCUAGGCUUUCAACUUUAGGGGGUCGAGCCCCUAGUGUGGCCAGAAGCAUGGAAGAUCCUGGAGAGGUAAAUGGCAGCAUUCUUCUCUUCAACCGUGAUGGUGCUUCCUUAUCCAGGGACUCACCACGUUCAGAUAUUUCCUGUGGCCGCAGAUGCUUCAGUAACACCUUGUACCACACAUCUAGUGUUGACUGUACCACGCAAGGGAGCCAUCUGUGCCCUCCUAAAUAUGAGGACACUCCAGAAAAAGUCCCCCAAAGCAUCAGCUUGGACCAACUCCACCACACGGAGGUGCGGCUCGAGGUUCCUGCGCUUCAGAACAUGAACUCAGGGGGACAUCCCUCUCUAGACUCGACUCUCCCACUGGAGGACAGACGUGAGGUCAACUUCUGUCCGUCAGCAGAUGAUGACAUUCCCUUAUCACACAAUGUAGGCGAGAGAGAGCCAAUGCUGAAUGGUGAUGAAGAUUGUGGAAAUGAAGGAAGAGUGAUAUAUGAUAGUGACAAUAGUCCGCAUCUGUCGGGAGGAGGAAGUAAGCGAUCCUCUGGUCUCAGGUCCAAGCUGGCAGGAUUCUCACUGAAUGGACUCAAAAGGGAGAGUCAUGUUUGAACAUCCUUUGUGUAGAUAAUUUGCCAACUACAGUAUAUAGAAAUUUAUGAGAAAGAGACCAUGUAUAAGUGGAAUCUAUGACAGGAAAGACUGAAAAUCAUGGGACCAUCCAUAAAUAGCAAGUUAAUUACCUAGUAAUCAGACAUUAAAAGAAUAUAUAGAAAUUUAAUUGUAUUUAUAGAAAGAACUAUAUACUAAAUUGAAUACAACACUUCAAACAGUGGAAGGAAAAUUAACGACGUUAUUGGAUGACCAUAAAUUUCUGUAAUUGUUAAAGAUCUUUUUGAAACAAGAAAUCAGUUUUAUGCAAGAACCAU
Penaeus chinensis is the source of this 4682-nucleotide messenger RNA. RefSeq names its product receptor-type guanylate cyclase Gyc76C-like. NCBI's taxonomy places the organism in Eukaryota, Metazoa, Arthropoda, Malacostraca, Decapoda, Penaeidae. The record is from RefSeq and is a predicted model, not a curated record. Gene Ontology annotation, molecular function: guanylate cyclase activity; protein kinase activity; peptide receptor activity. Gene Ontology annotation, biological process: receptor guanylyl cyclase signaling pathway; cGMP biosynthetic process; protein phosphorylation. The transcript is spliced from 24 exons.